Molecule: messenger RNA, 600 nt
Organism: Cucurbitaria berberidis CBS 394.84
Lineage: Eukaryota; Fungi; Ascomycota; Dothideomycetes; Pleosporales; Cucurbitariaceae
Exons: 3
Source: RefSeq, a predicted model, not a curated record
CUCGCAGCCCUCGCGGUCGCUUCUCCCCUGGUCACCAACAUUGAACGCGGCGACGCGCCUGAUGUCAAGGACAUCCGCAUCAAGUCUGUGACCGUCUUCGGCACUGGCUGCCCACCAGGCAGCGUAUCCGGUGAUGUAGGCGAAAACAGCACCCUCAUCGCCCUAACAUACGCCGCCUACGAAGCGGCUACUGGCCAAGGGAAAUCCAUCACGGAUGCGCGCAAGUUUUGCAACGUGCGCGUUGGCCUCGAGUACCCGGCUGGAUGGAGCUACACGGUUGCCAAAACGGUGAUUCGCGGAUAUGUGAAUGUACCGCAGAAGUGCAGUGCUAGUCUAAGCGCGCUGUUUUAUUUCAGCGGAAGCAGUGAAGACGCGGAAUGCUCCGUUACGUUCCCUGGUGGAUCGAACAAGCGAUACACGGAGGAGACCAGCGUAGACGCACUUGUGUGGUCUCGAUGCGGUGCUAAGGAUAGGGCGGGUCCUUUGUUCAAUGUCAAUUCUGAUGCGCGUGUUAACUGCAAGGACGCUGGUGUCUUGGGUGUUGAUACACAGGACACGAAGUUCGAGAUGCAGUUGCUUCUUCAAUGGAAGAAGUGUUAG